UCGGCAGCCCGUUGGAGUUCACCGAGUUCCAGUUGCACAUCUGCAAGACAUUCCUCAUCAUUUUGGGCGUAAAUUUGCUGCUGAUUGGAUUCUACUGGAGAAAGUACGGAAGGAUUAUCACCGAUCGUUUCAUUCGUCCCAGUACCGCAAAAGAAAUCGAAGAACUUAAGCUAUCUGUGGCGCGGCUCAAGCUACCGAAGGAGCACAGCCCAAGGAUCUAAGCCGAAAGACCCGACGCCGUCAAAAUGUCCAACAAGCUAAAGAAAUUCAUCGCCAAGCAGAAGCUUAAGUUCGGUGCCGCAGGCUCCGGCCGAAAGCUCAACUCCGAAGCUCCUCCGCCUGCAAGUUCAUCACGGAAGGGGCAGUCAUCAUCAAGCAGGGACGUCUAUGUACCACCCAAGCGGAAGGAACUCUCGGCUGAGGCGAAGGCAGCCGCCGAAGCCGCAAUGGCACGCGUCCAAGGUUCGACUGAUAGGAAGGAGUUCAAUACCUCGCUGGCGGCGAUAAAGGCGCAGGUUCGGCGGGAACUGGACAUGGAACGCAAAGCAAAAGAAGCAGCUUCACAGGAAGGAUCCAGCGGAGAUAGUAAUUCUGAAGGCGAAAGAAAGGAUUUGGCAGUGCAGGGAGUAUUCUUCCGAUGUCCGCUGAUCAGCGACGAAGUAUUGCCCCGUAAGGAAUGGAAGGUUAAGAUUAGAGAGUUCCUAUACGAACAAAUGCAGCACGAGAAAGGCCUGUCAGCAUGUUUGAUCAUAUACAAUUGUAAUCCCAAAGAAAAGUAUGAACCUUGUGUAGAAACUCUUAUUAAAUGUUUGGAGAACAUAUAUAACAAUCCUAAUGAAGAGAAAUACAAGAAAAUUAGGAUGACCAAUAAAAUGUUCUGCGACAAAAUCAAGGUCUGUGAAGGAGCCUUGGAGCUGUUGCACGCAGCAGGUUUUGCUGAAAUCACCCUAGAUGACGAACCGUACUUGAUUUGGUCGGAGGAGAACAUGGAAGCCGAGACAUCGCUCCAAAGUCUCGUCGAAGCGCUCAAAUGUUCCGAACCCAUUCAUUUGGAGUUGGAUCGGAACAUCCAGGUGCUUUUGCCGUCUCAGGUUCGUAGGACGAACCUCCCGGAUGACUUCUACCGUAUCUCCCCAGAGGAAAUUAAACGCGAACAGCAACGACGCACGCAAGCUUUGGAGGAUGCCCAGAUCCUGAAGACCAAAGCCAUGCGGGAAAAGGAGGAACUCCGAACCCUCAAUCGAUACAAGUUCACGCUGAUAAGGGUUCGCUUCCCGAACGGGUGUUUUCUUCAAGGAACGUUCAACGUGUACGAAAAGCUGUCCCAGGUGUACGAAUUUGUCCAGUCCUGCCUGAUGCACGAGGCUUCGGAGUUUGUGCUGAUCUCACCGACCGAGCAACGAUUCACAGAGGCCGACUUUGACAAGUCACUGUACGACCUCAAGCUGGUCCCCACUAUUCUAUUCAACUUCAGCUACGAAAAUGAAUCCCAGCAGCUCAGUGAUUAUCUAAAGGAAGAACUUAUGCUGCUUAUUCAAUCCAUUUAGAAUGGUUGCUUUUUUUGUUUUAUCUUUUAGUGUUUUUUAGCAUCGGAAAUUGUGCGUACCAAUCUAUACUAUUUAUGUACUCUUUUAGAGGCUAUUAAAUAAAAUAUGCAGACCGAAGAGA
Molecule: messenger RNA, 1668 nt
Organism: Aedes albopictus (Asian tiger mosquito)
Lineage: Eukaryota; Metazoa; Arthropoda; Insecta; Diptera; Culicidae
Gene: Gint3
Product: UBX domain-containing protein 6
Exons: 2
Coding region: 246-1547 (433 amino acids)
Cellular component (GO): cytoplasm
Molecular function (GO): protein binding
Source: RefSeq, a predicted model, not a curated record